AUGACAAAAUCCUCAAACAAACAGAUGAAAUACUUCUACAAUCUUCCUGAAGACCUUGUGGUGCGCGUCUCCUCGUUUCUUCCCAUCAAAUCACUUUCAAAAAAUCGUGUUGUGUCCAAACUAUUCAGGCACGCACAAAUACGAUCUCUCGAUCUUGAUUUUAGCGGAAUAUCCUCUGUCACACAGAAUCAGUCAGACGCUAUUAAUAUCAUCCAAAAUGUUUUCAACAAACACGAAGGAUCAGAGAUUAAUCGAUUUGUUUUAUGUCUCAAAGAAAUCGGCGGGGAGGAAUCGAUAACCUCGUGGAUCAACACGUGUAUUGGUAAAAACAUACAAGAGAUAGUGUUAGAUUUCUCCAAAUCCAAGGAUGUUAUGGAGAUCUCGAUCGAUUUCUCAGCCAUUGAAACGCUAACAGUCUUAAAUCUAAGAUGGUGUAAAUUUGAAAUACCAAAUAAUUCUCCUAAAGGUCUAAAGCUCUUGAGGAGCCUCUCACUUAUGCGGACUAAUGUGACGAAAGAGAUGAUCAAUGCAAUAUUCACAAACUGCAAUGACCUUGAGUUCCUCGAGCUAAUUGACUGUUCUAUGUAUGGGCUAUUGAGCAUACCCGCUCAAAAUCAUAAGAAGUUUAAAUCGCUGGUUGUGUCGUCUAUGCCAUAUCUCAUGGACAUUGUUUCUUGUGCACCUACUCUCGAAUACUUCAAGUAUGAUGGAUAUGUCACAAACGUUAUAUUUUUAAGAACCGAUGCACUUAAGGAGGCAAAUCUCAACUAUACAAGGUAUCGCCGGAUUUACGAUUCAUCUGAGAUAGUGGUUUCUAACAUGAAACACUAUACAAAAGUGUAUGUCCUCACAACGACAAAUAUCUUUCUUGAGGCUCUUACAAAAAGAUAUGUAGGAGGACGAAGACUCGAAAGAAAGGGUACUUUCAAGUUUGAAAACUUAACAGAUUUCAAGAUCUUCUUCAAAGCUCCAACAUUAUGCACUCUUUUUGACAUCGUUGAAUUUCUCAAAAAUUGCCCUAAACUCAAGCGAGUUGUGAUCGAUAUUCAAAAUUUCACAUUUGCACAUCGAUUGGAGUUUUGGCAAAUUCAUCAUAAGGAGGAGAUUGAAAACAACAACUCCCACUUGAUGUUUCUUAAUGAAGUUAAGAUCAUCGGCUAUAAAGGCCACUGGCAUGAGCUUGAUAUAGUAGAGUUCUUUGUCAAGAAUGCACCAUCUCUGGUGAAGUUGGAGUUGCAGAUGCCAAAAAACGCAAAAACCAAAGUUCACGCACCAGAUUAUGGAAGGAUAAAUUUCAUUAAAAGCAUAUUUCCAGCGAUUAAAGUUACGGAGGUUUAAACUCUAGUUGGCCUAAGCAUGAGAAUGUAAUAGCUAUUUGAUGUGUUUGAAACAUCACAACUCUCCCUUUUGUUUAUGAUAUCUUCUUAGAUUUAAAUUCCAUUUUUAAUUUUAAUA
This is a messenger RNA of Capsella rubella, 1455 nucleotides long. Its product is annotated as FBD-associated F-box protein At1g61320. Lineage: Eukaryota; Viridiplantae; Streptophyta; Magnoliopsida; Brassicales; Brassicaceae. The record is from RefSeq and is a predicted model, not a curated record. The transcript is spliced from 3 exons. Bases 1 to 1338 code for a protein of 445 amino acids. Gene Ontology annotation, molecular function: protein binding.